Messenger RNA from Xenopus tropicalis (tropical clawed frog), 1077 nucleotides. It is a transcript of the gene or15g1, whose product is annotated as olfactory receptor family 15 subfamily G member 1. Gene Ontology annotation, biological process: signal transduction; G protein-coupled receptor signaling pathway; detection of chemical stimulus involved in sensory perception of smell. Lineage: Eukaryota; Metazoa; Chordata; Amphibia; Anura; Pipidae. Gene Ontology annotation, cellular component: plasma membrane; membrane. The coding region runs from base 1 to 1077 and encodes 358 amino acids. The transcript is spliced from 4 exons. The record is from RefSeq and is a predicted model, not a curated record. Gene Ontology annotation, molecular function: G protein-coupled receptor activity; olfactory receptor activity.
AUGCCGUCACUUUUCAAGAUGGAAAAACCAGUUGAAAAAAAGGGAAAUGUGGGUCGAUUACUGAGGAAAAUCAACAAAUUCCAGAAUACCUGGAAAAGACUAGAAACUGCGAUAAAAUUUGAAUUACUACAAAAAUACAAGAUGCUCCCCAAAGGAAUUGUGGGAAAUCAGUCAGAGGUCAUUGAGUUCAUAGUGCAGUGUUUUUCCAAUGCACCAGAACUCCAGGUCCCCCUUUUUGUGCUAUUUUUUCUCAUCUACUUCAUCAUUUUAACAGGAAACAUAACAAUUUGCACAACAGUCACAGUGGACCCCCACCUUCACACCCCCAUGUAUUGGUUCUUGAGUAACUUUUCCAUUUUGGAGAUUUUGCACACUUCGGCUAUUCUACCAAAACUUCUAACCAUGCUCAUUACACAGCACAAGACCAUAUCCACCACUGGGUGUAAAAUGCAGUUGUUUUUCUUCAUGGCUUUUACUUGUAUUGAAUUUUUCCUUCUCACGGUUAUGGCUUACGAUCGUUACAUCGCAGUUUGUCUGCCUCUUCGUUAUCACUCACUUAUGAAUCCACAGCUUGGUGCUAAGUAUAUUGCUGCUGUUUGGACCACUGGAUUACUUGACCCUGUUCCCCAUAAUGCAGUAAUAUCACAAUUUUCUUUCUGUUCAUCCAAUCAGAUUGACCAUUUCUAUUGUGACAUCACUCCUGUAUUAAAACUCACUUGCAGUGAUACUUCUACUGUAGAACUUCUGAUUUUCCUCAAUGGGACUUUCCUUUUGUUAAGUACAUUUACCUUUACUUGUAUUUCUUACAUUCUUAUCAUCCAAACUAUUCUGGGAAUUAAGUCCUCUGAAGGACAAAAAAAGGCUUUUUCUACAUGCGCUUCCCAUUUGACUUGUGUGAGUAUCUUCUAUGGAACAAUCUACUGCUUGUACAUGAGGCCAACAACAGCUUACGAUCCAGAGAAGGACAAGUUUUUGUCUCUUUUGAACAUUGUGUUAGUUCCCAUGCUAAAUCCUUUUAUUUAUACCCUCAAGAAUAAAGAAUUUAAAAUUGCUGAAACAUCUAAUAUGCCUAGGUAG